Mytilus californianus (California mussel) is the source of this 348-nucleotide messenger RNA. Its product is annotated as salivary glue protein Sgs-3-like. The record is from RefSeq and is a predicted model, not a curated record. The transcript is spliced from 2 exons. The coding region runs from base 1 to 348 and encodes 115 amino acids. NCBI's taxonomy places the organism in Eukaryota, Metazoa, Mollusca, Bivalvia, Mytilida, Mytilidae.
AUGACGUCCACUACAACGCAAAAUCCUGGAACUACAUCUCCUUCAACGACGUCCACUUCAUCUCAAAAUCCUGGAACUACAUCUACUUCAACGACGUCCACUACAACUCAAAACCCUGGAGCUACAUCUCCUUCAACGACGUCUACUACAACUCAAAAUCCUGGAACUACAUCUCCUUCAACGACGUCCACAACAACCCAAAAUCCUGGAACUACAUCUCCUUCAACGACGUCCACUACAACUCAAAAUCCUGACACUACACCUGCAUCAACGACGCGAACUACACCAACAACGACUACAAAACCUGAUUUACAUGGAAACAUUUCUGCAGUCAGAAUGAGCAAAUGA